This is a messenger RNA of Gamsiella multidivaricata, 798 nucleotides long. RefSeq lists its product as uncharacterized. The annotation marks the transcript as partial. Lineage: Eukaryota; Fungi; Mortierellomycota; Mortierellomycetes; Mortierellales; Mortierellaceae. The transcript is spliced from 4 exons. The record is from RefSeq and is a predicted model, not a curated record.
CUGCGAGUCAGCGUCGGAGGAACCUACACCGACUUGUCCAUUGUGAACUGCAAUGACGAGCUCCAUCCCGUCGAAUUCGAGGGCCCCGAAUUCAAAGGACGAGCUGUAGUCCGGAUUAGGGACUUUGUUGGCAUUACGAACGAUGGCUCUGAACCUAUCCAUAACUCUGAGUAUUUCAAGGGACACAAUCGCAGAUUUUCUAUUCAGGUCGAAGGACGAUUCAAGCGUGAAUGGGAUGGAGAACAGGUCUACUUUGGAACGGACUUUGACCGAGCUGUGCAACUCCCACAGGGAUUCGACACCAUGUUCAAGAUUGCGAAGUAUAUCGACCCAGUAGUCAAGACCUCGCUCUCAGAGAAUGAAAAGCCCUGGAUCUUGAGCCCUCUUAUCUCGUCCAUCAACACCAUGGCGGCAUGGCGCCCUCAGGAUGCCAAUCUUCCCUCGCCUCCUAUGACACCUCAGCACGCCACAGAUAUCGCGCAUGGCAUGAGCCUGAGUGAUUCAGGUCGUUCGUGGAAUACGACGUUUUUCAUGCCGGACAAGAAGAGCAUGAGCACUGCACAACGUCGAAAGCAAUUUCAGACAGAGGAGGCCCGGAAACAGUUUGUAUUCAAGCCGGAUUUGGUCCACGGAUUCGAGUUCUUUGCACCGUAUAUGGACUUUAAUACGGGCAACAUCAAGAUGGCGCUGUCGAUGAAUAUCUUGAGGUACUUGAACGGCCAACCCGUUCGUUAUACCUGCAGGUCGUUGGACGGCAACGUUGUCUUUUGGGCCGUUCAGUUUGAGUUCGUGGAAUGA